CCAGGAGAUAUUCCACUAAAAAAGCAGGUGGAUUUCGAGGCAAUUCAGAAGUAUGAAGUGGAUAGUGAGGCCAGACAUCAGGGCCCUUUCAAAAAAGGCUGUUUUGGCUCAACUGAUGGCUCAAAUUCCAGGGAACUGAUUAUGUCUUCAUUAAUCAGUCUUUUCCCAUUUCUGAGAAUGUGAUCUGUUUUCAGUAUCCAAGAUCAAGAUUCCAGAGAAAACAGGAUCAUUUAUGCCAUCCAAGAAAAUCUCUUUCACCUUGAGAACACUGUUUGAAAACACCUGUGCUCAUGUAACCAAGAAAGCACCGGACAGUAUGAACAAGUCCAGGUAUAAUAGGGCAAUUCCUAUCAGGGAUAUAGAGUUCCCAAGACCUAAAAUUAAGCACAUCACCAGUACUGAUAUAUGAUAAUGAUGACAACUUUUCAGUGUUUCUCAAGUAUUCUAUACACUCUAUCCCUCAGAAAAUUAGCACCUUACCUUCCAGGUUGGCAGUGUUAGUGUCAGUGACAGGGUUUCAGAAAACAAAGUUAAUGUCACCUACUUGCUGCUGCCUUAUGGGAACAGAAUCUACACCCCCUUUUCUCCUACAUCUCUAUCAACUCUGGUUGUAGCUAUCUCUAUGCCCUUAGAUUCUUGAAUUAUGAAGCUGAACAAACUUUCCAGGUCACAGAAAGGGGAACUGAUGGUGGUUCCCCAGCUCUGAGAAGCCAGACUCUGGUUCAGGUUGUGGUCCUGGAUGAAAAUGACUAUACCUGAGUGUUCUAUAUUCUGUAGAAUGGCACAUCUCUCUUCAAUGACUUGGUACCCAGAGCUUCAGAGCCAGAUUACUUGGUCACCAAGUCAGUGGCCAUAGAUGGGGACUUUAGAGAGAACUCAUGACUUUCCUGCUAGUUGAUCAAGGCCAAAUGCCCCGGAUUAUUCACUCUAUGGGCACAUAAUGGAGAGGUGCACACAGAAAAGCUCAUCAGGGACAUAGAUGCUAUCAAGCAGAGGCUCCUGAUGCUACUGAAAGAUAAUGGGGAGUGACCUCUGUCCACAGAAACUACACUACAUGGUCCUCUUGUUGAAUGGUUUUUCUGCACCUAACUUGCAGCUCCCAGAUGGGUCCAAGAAACAAGCCCAAGCUAUCUCUUUCACUGCCUACUUGAUAAUUUUUCUGGGGUCUUUUCCUUUUCCUUUCUUGGUUAAUUUUACUAUGCCUUUGGAAAAGACAUCUCCACCCACAAAAAUAUCUUUGAAAUUCAUGUCCCUAGGCCAUUCGAUCCAUGACCAUGGCACUGAGACUUUGUCUCAGAAUAACCCAUAUGAGGUGUGUCUGACCAGAGGUUUAGGCACCAAAGAGUUCUAGUCCCUGAAACCCAUCAUCUCCAGCUUCUCUACCCCUGGCACUGGAAUGAACAUAUGCAUAGAAAAAGGAAUCUUUCAGGGUACUUAAUUCCAUUUCAAGUAAAAUUGUCUCCUGAUGAAAGACUAUUCUUUUCUCCUAAAUGUGCUUACAGCAAAGUGAUGAAUUUUAAAGAUGUCUGUUUUUAUUGAUGUUGCUAAUAGAUUUGUGCUUCUUAAGUUCCAGGCUUCUUAUUUUAUUUUACUCCCCUUUGUUCAAAGUUGAAGAUCAAGUAAUUUCCUGUUAUGGUGGUAGAUCAUAAAGUCACCAGGCUCUGAGCCUGGGUGUUUUCCUUCCCUCAUAAAUAUCUCUGUGGCCAUGGACAAGUUAUUUCACUUUUCUAGGUCACAGUUUCCUCAUCUUUAAAAUGAGACAAUUGAACUAAAUGACCUCUAGAAUCUUUUCUAUCUCUAAAACCUGGAAUCUUAUAUUUCUGUGAUCUCAUGAUGCCAAAAGAAUAUUCAGUUGUCUAUGUAACUACAAUUAAAUGAAGGAGAAGGAUAACAGGACCACAAGUACAGGACUUCAUGCAGGCCUUAAUAAAAGACCCUGGAAAAUGUGUGUUCUUUUUUUAUUUGUUGUUUUUUGUUAGUGCAUUUGGUUCUGCUAAAUAAUGGUAAAAGUUUAUUCCUUCUUUUUAAAUGUUUUGUGACAUUUGGAUUUUAAAAAAUUAAUUAUCCUAACAAUAAAAUAAAUCUUUGGAAAAUAUUUGCCACAUCUUUUGUAGUCAGGUGAUACCUUUGUUGAGUUCUCUGUGCUUUGGCAACAGAAAAUCUACCAUCUUUUCAAGCCACAUUUCAUUUAUAUAUGGCUAUUAAGAGGGAUAGGAUUAUGGUUUAGGACAGAGUAUUGAACAAGUACCCCAAAAGUGGUUCAUUCAUUUUUCAGCUAUAUACAACACUUCACUACUGCAUUUGGGCUUUUCUUGCCAGAGAUUAUGGAGUGGUUUGCCAUUUCCUUCUUCAGUUAUUUUUACAAUGGAGGCAUUGAGAUAAACAGCUAAGUGAUUUGUCCAGGGUUACACAGCUAGUAGGUGUGCAAGGCCAGAUUUGAACUUGUAAAGAUGAGUCUUCCUAACUUCAUGCCCCUUACCUGCCCUGGUUUUCUGGAAGACCUAAUCUCAAAUCUUACUUCAGUCAUGGAAAGUUAAAGAUAUGUUGGAGUUAUUAGUAUUGUAAAAGUGAGAGAAAGAUUCAGUAAAUUAAAUUUUAGCAAUGAUUUGGACUGCUCACAUCAAAUAUCUUUCUUCCUGCAGAAGAUGGUGUCUGGAGUCAGCUGGGAUCUGCUUCUUCUAAAAAAAAAUGAAAAAGAAAUAGACAAUAGGGACUCUGCAAUUAAGCAGAUAGUUUUACUCUGUAAGAUGAUCCUGGACCAGAUCUCACUAGGUCUAGGUGACCAUGCAAAGCAUGGAUAAGCAUUCCUCAAUAUUCUCUCAAAGCAAUUGUGGAUCUCAGAAAGCACUUCCCAGAGUUCUGGCUUCUCUCUGCUCAGUAUUAGACAACAAGCUUUGAUGACCGAUUAGUUUUCAUAACUAUACAUUUCUUUCUUUACAUUAAUUAUUUAUACAUAUGCAUCAGGGAAUAUAAGAAAGGGGCACCUGAUGAGUCAGUGUUAAAUGAAUUCAAGAAGAAAAGAGAAUGAAUUUACAUUUAUAGUCACAUAAAGUCACAAAAUCACUUUUGUCCAGAAUGAUCUAGUACCAUUUUGCCCUCUUUGUGUUAAGGACAACAUCCUUAGGUUCCUUCUCUUCUCCCCACUUUGGCCAUAAAAUAGAAAUUCUAGAAAGAAGUUUCUUGAAUGAAAAGUUUAGAGUUAUUGCUUUAGACACAGCUAAAGUAAGUUGAGGACAAGUAUAGAACUCUUAGCUAAAAUUUCAAGGAAUGUUUCAAACCAUAUAAUCUUAAGCCUACAUACAGUUUUUUUUAAAAAAAAAAGAUGGAAGAAUCAUGGAUUUGAGAACAACUGCAAUGUCAAAACUCCUCUUGUCAUUAAAGUCAUGGAUCAGAGAUUCCAGAUCACUGUCAGGUCAAUAGUGAAGAUGAAGGUGAACACAAUGAGAUCCUGUAAGAAAGGUUUGCAUUGCUGUUAGUGUGCUUUUCAUCUCUAAUGUCCCAUAGCAGGCUAUGACUAUUCUCAAAGGCUCUACUCUGAGGUACAUUUCAUUGUGUGAUCCCUGGAGGUGUAAAAGAAAAAAAAUUUUCUACUCUGGACAUUAUCAUUGUCUCUAAAAAUCUUGCUUCAAGAUAACAAUAAGCAUGUAUUCAGAAGAGAACACACCAUAUUCUUCUUCCAAGGGAAAGCUACCACCUGUCUUUUCUUAUACAACAACUAUGAUUGGGGAAAAAAGAAAUUGAAUUUUUCCCAUCUAAUUUUAACCGUCCCUUACACAAUAACAGUUACUAAUGUUAUUUCAUGCAUGAAAGGGGAAUGAGGUAGAUGUUAAAGGUGAUUGAUACUAAGGCUUCUGCUUUGCCAUUCCAUAAAUAUUUUUUUAAGUUGUUAAAGUGUAAGUUCCUCUUUGAGCAGAUUUUGUUUUUACUGUUAUAAGUAUUAAUCACCCCCUUAGUAUCUGGUAUGGAUUAAUGUAAAGUUCUGGAACCCAAUAUAUGCUGAUGAGUGAGUAAAUCAAAAGCAAAAAUCCUGUAAGUCUGACAGGUCCAAAGCCUUCUGAAAAUUCUUGAUUUAUUAUGCAAUAAGGGAAAUCUGGAUCAGCUAGGUGGCAUAGUACAUAGAGCAGCAGGUCAGAAGUGAGGAAGAACUGAAUUUAAAUCCAGCUUAUGACAUUUACUAACCCUAUUUGCCUCAGUUUCCUCAUAAGUAAAAUGAGCAGCAGAAGGAAAUGGUGAAUCACUUCAGUAUCUUUGCCAAGAAAACCUUGAAUGAAGUCAUGAAGAGUCAAACAUUAUUUAAAAAUGACAGAAGAACAAAAACAACAAAGUGGUGCCUGGUAUAUUAGAAAUACAAACACCUUCGUGGAUAAAAAACCAAAUGCAAGAAGUACAAAUACAAAUUGCACAAUGAAAGAAUGGAAUUUUGUUUUAAGAAUACAUCAGAUCCAUAACACUAAUAUGGUGAAAAAAUUCAACUUACUUCCUUAAAACCUGAUAGGUUUUGAAUAGAGAUAAUUAAAUCAUUUUCCAUAUCUAAAAUUAUCGGCAUUAAUAGGAGAAAAUAUAACAUAAUUCUCACCUCUCUCCUUUAAAUUUUCAGUAAUUGAGAGAUUCCUCAGCUCUCAGGUUUUAUUUUUACUGGUUAGCUUUUCUGGGAAAAUGUUGUUAUACCUUGAAACACUUGGUGGCGCUGCAGGAUAAGAAGGGUCUAGAGAGCUCAGCAUCACAUCACAGCAAAAGCAGAAUUAGAAAAAAGCUCCAAGAGGAUACUUCCUUAAGGAGGAGCUGAGAGCUCAAACCCGAGCUUCUUGAGACAGCAACACAAGCCUGACGAUUGGAAUUAGAAAGAAAAGGAGAAAUUUCUUUCACUGAAAGGACCAAAUCUAGGACAUAAUGAAGCUAAACAGGCAAGUAAUAUGUCUUGUUUUCUUAUUGUGCGUUUGUGAGGCUGGCUCAGCUAAAAACAGGAUUUCUGUGGCAGAGGAAAUGGAGGUUGGUUCCUUUGUGGCUAAUGUGGCAAAGAGCUUGGGGCUGGAGGUGAGGGAACUGUCUGCUCGGGGGGCCCGUGUCCUCUCCGAGGACAAUCGACAAUAUUUUCAGCUUAACGUGGGGAGUGGGGAUCUGCUCCUGAGAGAGAAACUGGACCGGGAGGAGCUGUGUGGUCCCACGGAGCCCUGUCUGCUGCCUUUUCAGAUCUUACUGGAAAAUCCCUUUCAGAUAGUUCGCGCUGAGCUCCGGGUUCAAGAUAUAAACGAUCAUUCGCCUGUUUUCCCAAACACCGAAAUGCUCCUAAAUGUCCCGGAAAAUAGCCUACCCGGGUCUGUGUUUUCUCUGAAAAAUGCGCAAGAUUUGGACGUAGGAAGCAAUAAUAUUCAGAACUACACAAUCAGCCUGAAUUCCUAUUUCCACGUUCAAACCCGUGCUCGCGGAGAUGGAAGGAAGUUCGCAGAGCUGGUGUUGGACAAAGCGCUGGAUAGGGAGAUGCAGCCCGAGGUCACUUUAACUCUCAUUGCCCUGGAUGGAGGGUCCCCUCCCAGGUCUGGAGCAGCUCAAAUCAGAGUCUUGGUUGUAGACGUCAACGAUAAUGCUCCUGUUUUUUCCCAGGCUCAGUAUGAUGUUCAGAUCCCAGAGAAUGGCGCUAUUGGCUCCCUGGUUGCCACAGUCACUGCUACAGAUUUGGAUAUAGGAAACAAUGGGCAAAUAUCAUACUCCUUUUUUCAAGGCUCCGAAGAAAUUGUAAGUACUUUUGAAGUAAAUAGCACCUCAGGAGACAUUAGAACGAGAAGAAAACUAGACUUUGAGGCAAUUAAAUCUUAUGAGGUGGAUAUUGAAGCCACAGAUGGAGGGGGUCUUUCAGGAAAAUGUACUGUAGUGGUCCAAGUGACAGAUGUAAACGACAACGCCCCGGAACUCGCCAUAUCGUCGUUUACCAGCCCUAUUCCCGAAAAUUCACCUGAAACCUUGGUAGCUGUUUUGAAGAUUCGAGAUCAAGAUUCGGGAGACAAUGGGAAAAUGGUUUGCUCUAUCGAGGGAAAUGUCCCUUUCAUCUUGAAACCAUCUGUAGACAACUUUUACACUCUGUUAACGGAGAGCCCUCUGGAUAGAGAAAGUAGAUCCCAGUACAAUAUCACCAUUACUGUCACUGAUCUGGGGACUCCCAGGCUCACAACUGAGCGAAAUAUCACUGUAUUAAUUUCUGAUGUCAAUGACAACCCUCCAGCUUUUACUCAGACAGCCUAUGCCUUCUACCUCCAGGAGAACAAUAUUCCAGCCCUCCACUUUGGCAGUGUGAGGGCCAAUGACAGGGACUCAGGAACCAAUGCCAAGAUUACCUAUUCCUUUCAGUCUCCUGUAACUGGAGAUCUGCCCCUCUUUUCCUACAUCUCCAUCAACUCUGACAAUGGUCAUCUCUAUAUUCUGAGAUCUCUGGAUUAUGAAGCCAUCCAAGCUUUCCAGUUCACUGUGACUGCAACUGAUGGAGGCUCCCCAGCCCUGAGCAGCCAGGCUCUGGUUCAGGUUGUGGUCCUGGAUGAGAAUGACAACACUCCCUUUGUGCUAUAUCCACUGCAGAAUGGCACAGCUCCCUGCAAUGAUCUGGUGCCCAGGGCUGCAGAGCCUGGUUACCUAGUGACCAAGGUAGUAGCUGUGGAUGGAGACUCAGGGCAGAAUUCCUGGCUUUCCUACCAGCUGCUCAAGGCCACAGACCCAGGACUCUUCACUGUGUGGGCACACAAUGGGGAAGUGUGCACAGCAAGGCCCAUCAGUGACAGAGAUGCCACCAAGCAGAGGCUCCUGGUGCUGGUGAAAGACAAUGGGGAGCCACCUCAGUCUGCAGUGGCCACCCUGAAUGUCCUCUUGGUGGAUGGCUUCUCUGAACCCUACCUGCAACUCCCAGAUGCACCCAAGGAGCAGGUCCAGGUUGACUCCCUCACCAUUUAUUUGAUCAUUUCUUUAGCAGUCAUCUCCUUUCUUUUUCUGAUCUCUAUUCUUAUGUUUAUUGGUGUACGCCUGUGGAAGGGGAAAAGAGAUGCCACAGACUGUAGUCGAUUUGAUUCAAAUGGUCCCUUCCCAGGCCACUUGGUGGAUGUCACUGGGACAGGAACCUUGUCCCACAGCUACCAGUAUGAGGUGUGUCUGACCAGUAACUCGGGGACCAGUGAAUUCAAAUUCUUAAAGCCUGUUCUACCCAUUGUCCCUCCUCAAGCUGCUGGCAGGGACUUAGAGGAAAAUCCUUCCCUUAGAAAUAGCUACAUGCUUACUUAAGUAUUAUAAUAGCUGAUCAACAGAAAUGUAAUGUCAUCAUUUUGUAAACCCAUUUCUACUGCUACUUAAUGAAUCUUUCAUCUUUCAUCUUUGCCUAGGUAGGGGGAACUUUGAUCCUGAUAACAAAAGUUUGUCUUAGAAUGUGGUGAAAAGUGUUAUUCGUUCUGAAAUUUUCCUAGUGAUCUUACUUUGGGUAAAAUAUUUGACUGGCUAAUUAAAUGAAUAGGUAACAUUCUAUAUAGCUUGCACAUUUUAAAUAGUGUUUUACAAUUAUAUUCUAUCCAAAAGAGUAAAAUAGAAAGUAGAUUAUGUUUCCUUUGAAAUUUCAAUCAUUACAUGUUUUACCUUUAAGCCUCAUAUCUCAUAAUCCAUUUAGGCAUUUCCCUUUUAUUUAUCUUUGGGUUGAACUUCUAUUUUAUAGGAUUGUGUUAAUGAAGCUAGUGAUUAUGAGGUCCCUUCUUCCCCUCUCCUCUUGAAUAUAUUACCUAUAAUUUCAAGUAUUACCACAAUGAAAUGUCAGAGAAAUUUCUGAAUAAUGGUCAGGCUUCCCAAAGAGGCAGAGUUGACUGAAAACAGUCAUAAUUAAUGGUACUUUUUGCUAUAAGAUAUUAAACUAACAAUAUCUUCAUGGUAGCUAAUUAACAAUAUUAGCAUACUGUGAUGGAAAGAAUUAUAAAUACAUUACAAAGGUUAAAAAAAUUGAAACUUCUAGUUAAGAUCUCUUUCUCUUUAAUCCUUGCUGUUAAAGGUAACAAUUUAUUAAUUUGCUCUUACUUUUUCCUCCCAGAUCUCAGUAAAAAACAAGUUUAACUCAUGCUUAAACUCCUACAUUUGGAAGCUCAUUGGGAUAAACACCCACACUCCCACCCACAUAGAACUUUCAAUAAAAUCUGGCUCUGACAUUUAAGUUUUCAUGUUGAUUACAUGUAAAUAUUCCUUACAGUGGCUUUUAUCUAAUCCUUUAGGACUAUAAUAAAGAGUUAUGAACUUAUUAAAAGAAAA
This is a messenger RNA of Monodelphis domestica (gray short-tailed opossum), 8262 nucleotides long. Its product is annotated as protocadherin beta-15-like. Gene Ontology annotation, molecular function: calcium ion binding. The record is from RefSeq and is a predicted model, not a curated record. Gene Ontology annotation, cellular component: plasma membrane. Gene Ontology annotation, biological process: homophilic cell-cell adhesion. Lineage: Eukaryota; Metazoa; Chordata; Mammalia; Didelphimorphia; Didelphidae.